CUGCCAUAAUUUCCUAUCAGCCUAUUCAGACAACAUCACCAACAGCUUGGUCUGUGCGUGUGUGUGUGUAUGGAGGCAAAGCAGAGAGUGAGAGAGAGAGGCAGCGCACGAGAGCCAGAGAGAGAGCGACACAGAGAGCGACACAGAGAGUGAGAGAGAGAGCAUUGAAGGGGGAGGCUCCAUAUUCUUUCACCUACCCCCCGUCAAACCACAGGAAGGAGGGGCCAGACCCUAAGCUGCCAAUCAAAUCCGCUCGUGGCAGCCGGCAUUAUCUCAGCAACAAACUAUUGACAGAUUACAUGUCAAGGAGUUUAGUGCAUGAUUGAAGGAAGCCUUUUUUUAUCUAGUUACUUUUCCGCUUUAUUUCCCCUUCCACCAACCAACAUUCGAAUGACUUUCUAACAGAGUUGAGUAAUAUUAUGAAAGUUACAUGUCUGAGAGGAUUUAACUUCGACUUCCCUGAAUAUGCUGAAAGGAGUUUAUGCACUGAAACGACCUCAGGAAAAUCCAAGAUGGCCGCCAAAAGGAAAGGUGGCCUAAAACUCAAUGCUAUCUGUGCCAAGCUGAGCCGCCAGGUGGUGUUCGACAGCAGCUCCCAGAAUGCAGAGGGAGACCAGAGUGUAGCAGACAAUAGCGAACGUGGCAGUUCCCACUACGAUGACAAUGAGACCAACUUCCCUGAGAGCCUGAGCCUGACUCAGAGCCUAGAGGAGGACCAGAAGAGACGCGAGGCCAUCGAGAAGUGGGUCAACGGCGAGUACUGCGACGAGCCGCCAGUUCCUGAUGAUGAGCAGGAGCAAGAACUCAAAGUCAGUACUGACGAAGAUGCCCCUCCUGAGGGUGUGUACAUGGUACAGCCCAAAGGUUGCAGUGAUGAUGAAGAGGAGGCUGAGCCUGUGGCGGGGUCUCAGGAUGGUAGUUUCCAUGACAACAAAGAAGUUGAAGACAGGCCUCCAAAAGAUGACACCUACAUGCCGCCAAGCGAGGCCCAGAGUCGCCAACCACCUUUCUCCUCUCCAGGAGAAGCAUCUGCCCUGCGAGACUAUGCAGCCAACACCAUGAAUGAAUUUUUGGGAAUGUUCGGUUAUGAUGACCAGCAGGUAAGGGAUGAGCUGACCAAGAAGAUCAGCUUUGAGAAGCUCAAAGCCGCUACCUCAGACCCCUCAUCCCUCAGCAGUGAGGAGGCCUCACGGCGUGCCCGCUUCUCUAAGUACGAAGAGUACAUUCGCAAGCUAAAAGCCGGCGAGACCUUACCUUGGCCCAUUCAUGCUUCCCCACCUAAACCAGACGACCUCAACUCAAAACUGGCCCAAGACAAGAGCGCUACCAUGCUCCACCAGACCUCCGGGUGCCUCCCAGGGGCCGAGGCACAGAUCUACCCCUCCCGCCUGGACCACAAACAGCCAGGAGGACCUCAGCUUGGCACUUCUCAGCCGCCAAAUCCCGCUCACAUCCAGAACAUGGCAUCCCGAGCCUCCAAGUAUGACUUCUUCAUUCAGAAGCUGAAGAUGGGCGAGAGUCUACAGCAGCAGAACGGUAAUGCUUAUAAGCGACCCUCCAAGUAUGACUUGGAAAAUGUCAAGUUUCUGCACCUCUUCAAGCCUGGUGAAGGCAACCCUGACAUGGGCGGUGCCAUCGCCUUUAAGACUGGCAAAGUGGGCCGUCCUUCGAAGUAUGACAUCAGAACAAUUCAGAAGCUAAUGCCAGGAAAUCCUGAGGCCUCACUGAUGCCCAAUGUCCUCGCUACAGCACCAGGGAACCCAGGAGCUCCUGGUGUCCCCACCGUAGCCGCAACUGGGGCCAGCAUCGCCCCAGGGCUCACAAUGGACCAGACGGGACACUUAAGCUUCAACGCCUCUGACUACCUGAAGUCCAGCUUUUCCAAGACUGACUCCAUCACCACAGGGACUGUGUCCUCUGUUAAGAAUGGCCUGCCACCAGAUAAACCCGCCAGCGACGACAUCAACCUCUACCAGAAAUAUAUUGCCAGGUUCUCUGGAAGUCAACACUGUGGACAUGUGCACUGUGCAUACCAGUACAGAGAGCAUUACCACUGCAUGGACCCUGAGUGUAACUACCAGGUGAGCAGGUUUACCAGUAAGCAGGAUGUAAUCAGGCACUACAACAUGCACAAGAAGAGGGACAACUCCCUGCAGCAUGGCUUCAUGCGCUUCAGCCCUCUGGACGACUGCAGUGUCUACUACCAUGGCUGCCACCUCAAUGGAAAAAGCACCCAUUACCACUGCAUGCAGGUGGGCUGCAGCAAGGUGUACACCAGCACCUCAGAUGUCAUGACCCACGAAAACUUCCACAAAAAAAAUGCCCAGCUGAUCAACGAUGGCUUCCAGAGAUUUCGCGCCACCGAGGACUGUGGCACAGUCGGGUGUCAAUUCUACGGCCAGAAGACUACACACUUCCACUGCAGGCGCCCAGGCUGCACAUUCACCUUCAAGAACAAGUGUGACAUUGAGAAGCACAAGAGCUACCACAUCAAGGAUGAUGCCUAUGCCAAAGAUGGCUUCAAGAAGUUCUAUAAGUAUGAGGAGUGCAAGUACGAGGGCUGCGUGUACAGCAAAGCUACCAACCACUUCCACUGCAUCCGCUCAGGCUGCGGCUUCACUUUUACCUCCACCAGCCAGAUGACCUCCCACAAGCGCAAACACGAGCGCCGGCACAUCCGCUCCUCUGGUGUCAUGGGCCUCUCUUCCACCUUCCUUGCCCCGAAGGAUGAGCCAGAGGAAUCGAGCAAUGAUGACCUGAUGGACUUCUCGACCAUCAGCAGCAAGAACUCCAGCCUGAGUGCCUCGCCUACGACCCAGCAGUCCACCACUGUACCACACCUGUUGGCCACACCCACCACUGUUGUCUCUUCCUCCUCUACAUCAGGCCACACCCUCAAACCUGCACCCUCGCUGCCCAGUGCGGGCCAGCGUAUGUCCAGCCUGCUGUCCCAGGCCCUGCCCAGCAACAUGCCAGUGGCCCUUGCUCUUUCCAACAGUGCCCUGGCGGCCUCCAACCCAUUCUUCCCUCUCAUGCCCAGGCUGCCUCUCCAACCACCUCCACCGGCAGCAAGCCUGAUAUCAGCCGUAUCCUCUGGUGCCCACUCCAUGCCCACCGACUCACUGACCCAAGGAUGCUCCACAGUUGGGGCAGAUGGAGCAAUGGCAUCUACCCCAACCUCCUUCGCCACCUCCUCCAUCAUGGAGAAAAUCUCGGCAAGCAAAGGUCUAAUAUCACCCAUGAUGGCCAGACUGGCAGCUGCGGCCCUGAAGCCCUCCAACAACCCAGACAUAGGGAAUGGGCAGCCGGCUUCAGUCAGCCAGUUCAAUCUGGUUCAAGUGAAGCAGGAGCCAGUGGACGCCAAUUCUGGGGCUUCCCAAGACUCCACGCAGGAGCACAGCCUGGACCUGAGCAAAAAAGAACACAGUAAUGAAUCAAACGGACACCCUGUACCAGGGAAUACAUCUCUUUUAUCCUCGCUUAUGAAUAAGAUGUCACAGGUGAACCCUGCCCUGUUCAACGCCAUGAACCUGAAGACAGAGCUGGAGGCAGGCCAGGGCGGCAACACCUCGGAGACGGCGCAGUAUCUGAACAGAGUCCUGAAGAGACCCAUGCCAGAAAAACCCAGUGAGAUCUGGAGGACAUAUCUCCGCAGGUUUGACACGGAUGACUUCUGUGAGGCUCAGUGUGACUUCCUUCAGAAGGUGCACUUUCAUUGCCUGGUAGAGGACUGUGGAGCACUCUUCAGCACCGUAGAUGGGGCCAUAAAACAUGCUAACUUCCACCUCCGAGCCACCUUGAAAGUGAAAUCAGAGCCUCAGUUCGGUGAGGGCAAAGACUCGGGUGAGGGAGCCCCGCUGCAGCCUGCUGCACCCAUCUCUAUGGCCAACAAUCCUUCCAUGGAUGUGGCACACCUCACCUCCUCUGGUGGCUACAGCUCUCCUCCUCCCUCCCUGCUGGCCUGGAAGCAACUGACCGGCAGCAUCCCUCAGAUGCCAGCCUCGAUGCCCAACCUGCCGGCCAACUCCCCUCUGGCCACCACCUCUCUGGAGAAUGCUAAGCCACAAGUCAAACCUGGUUUCCUGCAGUUCCAAGAAAAUGAUCCCUGUUUGGCUACUGACUGUAAAUACUCAAACAAGUUCCAUUUCCACUGCUUGUUUGGGAAUUGCAAGUAUGUGUGCAAGACGUCUGGCAAGGCUGAGUCCCACUGUUUGGACCACAUCAACCCAAACAACAACCUGGUCAACGUCCGUGACCAGUUUUCCUACUACUCUCUCCAGUGUCUGUGUCCCAACCAGCACUGCGAGUUCAGAAUGAGAGGCCACUAUCACUGUCUGCGGCCUGGCUGCUACUUUGUCACUAACAUCACCACCAAGCUGCCGUGGCAUGUCAAGAAGCACGAGAAGGCGGAGCGCCGUGCUGCCAAUGGAUUCAAAUAUUUCACCAAGAGGGAGGAAUGUGGGAGGCUUGGUUGUAAGUAUAACCAAGUCAACAGCCACUUCCACUGCAUCCGCGAGGGUUGCCAGUUCUCCUUCCUGCUCAAGCACCAGAUGACCUCACACGCACGCAAACACAUGAGGCGGAUGCUGGGCAAGAACUUUGACAGAGUCCCAUCCCAGGUGAUGCCGCUGAGUCAGAGGGGAGAUGAGAUGCAGCAUGCAUCCGGUAUGAUGUCCGGGUCUGUAGCGAACCAGCCCGGUAUGAACUCCAGCUUCUCCUCCAACAUCAUGGAUGAGACUGAUGAGUACAUGGACUACAUGGGAGGAGGGGGCAGCCCAUUGGGCCUCUCCUCCGAGUCCUCCAACCAGGACCGGAGCUGCACCAGCACACCUGUAGGCAACGAUGGUUCUCCAGCAGGACAAGGCUAUCCCGCCACCACUUCUGCUCCUACCACCCCUGCUGACACUAGCGCAAAUGCACCUCCUUCUUCCCCUCCUCCUCCUCCUCCACUACCACCCCUUCCUCACUCUGCUCCUCAGCCUGGCCUCCAGUCCCAGGCCCCAUCCCUCUCUCCUGCCCUCCUCCGACCUCCUCUCCCCUCACUCCCAUACCUCCUCUCUCCAUCCUGUCUGUCAUACUCUCUGCUCAGCGCCUCUCUGGGAGCCACUCGGAGUGUUGUCAUGCCAACCAACACACCAGCUUUCAGCCCCAUCAUUGCCACUCCGUCUCCGGUUAAAAAUGACGUCCCUAUAGUUCAGGAUGCUGCAGGCAACACCAUCUCCAUUCCCACGGCUACUGGUUCAAAGAAGCGCUUCUGGAUCAUCGAGGACAUGUCACCUUUCGGCAAGCGCCGCAAGACCGCAUCGUCACGCAAGAUGCUGGAUGAGGGGAUGAUGCUGGAGGGCUUCCGGCGCUAUGACCUCUACGAGAACUGCAAGGACUCCGGAUGCCAGUUUUCUCUGAAGGUGACCCACUACCACUGCACACGUGAGAACUGUGGCUACAAGUUCUGCGGCCGCACCCACAUGUACAAGCAUGCACAGCACCACGACCGAGUGGACAACCUGGUCCUGGACGACUUCAAGCGCUUCAAAUCCUCACUCAGCUGCAACUUCCCUGACUGCCAGUUUUCAGGCAACAGCACCCACUUCCAUUGUCUGCGCUGCGGCUUCCGCUGCACUGACAGCACCAAGGUGACGGCCCACCGCAAGCACCACGGCAAGCAAGAUGUGAUCAGCGCUGCCGGCUUCUGCCAGUUCAGCUCUAGUGUUGAUUGUGAGGUUCCCGACUGCAAAUAUAAGCUCAAGUGCUCACACUUCCACUGCACCUUCCCUGAGUGCAAGCACACGGUUGUGGGCAUGUCCCAGAUGGACUCCCACAAGAGAAAGCAUGAGAAGCAGGAGCGGGGUGAGCUGCCGUCUGUGUCACCCAAACAGGAGGCAGUGCACCACCUGGGAGGAAGCGUGUCUUUGGUCCCUCCAGUCUCUAUGGGUCUUUCUACUUCCUCACCUGGUGGCCUCCACGGGUUGUCCCACGCUAUUAACAGCAGCACUCGCUCCAUGCUCUACCCAACUGGCGCCAUUGUGUCUGAGUAUACCCACCCGUAUCCACCGUCCUCCCUCAGCCUGGACAGCUCCCUCAACCUGAGCACCGACACCAGCAGCUCCCUGUUCUUCCUGAAGAACGCAGCCGGUCUGGGUCUUAGCGACUCACUGGACCUCAGCAAGAAGAUGCACCAAGAUGCAGCGCGAUCUGGCCACAACCCCGCACCCCCACUUAGUCUGCCGGCAGCUCAGGACGACACCACAGGAACGUCCGGGGAGGCUGAAGAUGACCUGUCGCCAGAGGAGGAGGCGCAUGCUGAGGAGGAGGAAGAAGAGGAGGAUGAAGAGGAGGAGGCAGAGGAGGAUAUCAACACUGACUCAAAUGAUGAUUCGAUGGCGGAGCCUGACGCUGAAAAGGACAAUGGCGAGAGUUUUGAUGCUUCCGUUAACCACACUGAUACUUCCCAACUGGAAAAGCAAGACGUUGACCCAUGAAAAAAAAAAUAACUACCAGUGACUGUAGGAACUGAAGAGAAACCCUGUGUACUUUGAACAAACAAAAAUGAAAGUGGCCUCAUUUAUCAUGUUUAGAGACUUCAGAUGACAACAAAAAACAACAAUAGCGUGGAGAAAAUGAUGGCCCAAAAUGAUUUAUUAUGAUGUUUACAAGAUGACCAACAUUAUUAAUUCAAUUAUGCAUUAAAAAAUAUGAACGGAGACACACAGAAUUAGGCCCUGUUUUACACACGGGGCAGCAAUGUAAAGCAUUUUACUACACAUCAGUCUUUUUGUGUGCGUGCAUGUUUGACUUUAAUUUAUUUUUAUUUUUUUCACUUUUUUGUGUGUGGAUAAAAAAAAACGUUAGAAAAACAAAAACAAAUCUCUCUAUAUAACUAUAUAUGUAAGUGUGUGUGUGUGUGAACGAUGAUAUACAAAAGGAAAUUGCUGGCACAGGCGACAUGAACUGCAGGGCCGAGGAUAAGUAGAGAAAAAAAAGGGAUGUGAAUCACUAAGGGGAAACAGGAUGGGUUCAACAUUUGAUCUUUUUUUCUGUAUUAAUAUUAUUAUUAUUAAUUAUUAUUAUUACUAUACACUGAGAGAGAAGGGAGUUACAUUUUGCUUGUUCCCACCUCUCUCAGAUGUUUUUCUUUGUUCUCAAUGACGUGGAAAUGACCAGUACAUGUUUGGUCAGUCUCAGCUGCAGUCGGGCAUCCACCAAGCUGCCAGUCUCAACAGUUCUCUCUGACAUUCUGCUAGAAAUGUUCGACUAGCACCAAAACCAAGCUCAGCCCUUGUAAUUGUACCCCCCUACGGAGGAAUCAAGUUUGUGUGUGGAUAGUGCACUUUUAUAUUAGCUGACCAUGAUGAUUACGAUGAUGAUAGAUAACUCAUAAGCAUAUUUAAAAAUAUUUUUGUUACCAUUUGCAUCUUUGCAUUACAAUGUCGUUUAGUUGUGUUGUUAGUCAGAAGCAUAUCGAUCUGUAAGCAGGCGAUGUCGUGAUUAACAGUCAGGUUGAAGAGGGGUGGGGGGUCAGACUGACCAGAGGAAACGAUGAGUCGCUCAGACACAGCGAGGAGGACAUCAGAGGAAGCGACAGGGAGUGUGUUUUAUGUUGAAAAUAUACAGACCGAAAAUGUCUAAACGGCAUUUUGUUUUCCAUUCACUAUGGCUGUGGUUGAGCUCCUGUUGUAACGGUUUUUAUUUAAUAUUUAUGUGACUUUCCAAUGAGAAAUUUUAGGGUGUUAUUGCACUUUUUAGGUUCAUUUUUACCGUCUGAAAAAAAAUAUGAUAUAUAUCUUUUAACAGGGAAUUUGCUUUAAAGAUGUUGUUUUAGUUCACUUUUGCUUUAAUGCACAAAUAGAUGUUAGUGUGACAAAGAACUGUCGUUCUGUGAUUUAUUUAAAGACUGGUUUUAUUUUGCUUCUGUGAUUGGACAGUUUUAAAAAAAAAAAGGAAACUUGUGCGCCAGAAAAAGCAGUGCCCUGAUAAGAAACACUAAUACGGACUGUGAUUUUAAAUUAAUUCUUAAGAAGUUCAUGGCAAUGCUCACUUACUGUAGUACUAAAUUACAAAUCUGUCAAAGCCACCCUCUGGUUUAUAUUGAGCGAAUAUGUACGACCGAGACACACUGAUCAUGACUUAUCUUUUGAGCUUGGCAUUGGAAAUAAGUGAUCAUAAUAUAGGGAAUUAAAAAUGUGUGUAGAUGAUAUUCCUCCAGAUAUUGUUUUGAGAAGAAAAAAAGGUUGUACAGUAUUUUCCUCUGUAAAAAAUAACUAUAUAUGAACAAAAUGCUCUUUGAUGAACAGCUUCCUUUAAAAAGAAAACCGUUAAAAGGAGAAAUGAAUAAUAAAAAGUUAAAAAUUCAAAUAGCCUCAUCAUAGUUUGCUUGUGUGCGUGACCUUUUUUAAUUACCCCAGAUUUUUGGAAAAAGUUGUUCAUACAGUAGCAUUGGCAGUUUCCGUUAUGAUAUUUGCAGUAUAUAUUUUUUUUCUUUUUCCAAAGUAUGUCAGAAGCUCAAACUAAAAUACACUGAUUUGAAUUCAUUCAUCAAUGUUUCUGUUUUAUUUAACGACUCGUUUUAUUCAUUGUCAUUUUUCUAUGUGUGUGCUUUUGUUUUAUUUUUUUCUCAUUAAUUGAAAUUCUUUGUUUAUAUUUACUUUGCUGUGGGCAUGCCUCGUUCACAGACUGAACUGUCUCCUGGGAAUCCGCUGCAACGCAGAGGCGACGUUUGUUUUGUUUCCUCAUCAUUUGCUGAGAUAACUGUAGAGGCUGGGAGACAUUGUGCACUUGAAUUCAGUUUGUGUGUGUGUGUGUGUGUGUGUGUGUGUGUGUGUGUGUGUGUGUGUAUGUGUGUGUGUGUGUGCGCGGGUGUAAAAUAGCAGGAUUUGUAAAAAGUUGAAAAUAAAGAAACUAUUAUUAUUAUAACAAUACACAUGUAGUGCUUGAUAGUGCCUCAGCCUUGGGUCACAUGUGGAGGGGAAAGGUGCUGCUGGACAGUCUGUCUCUUUUUGUAUCUGUCAGUGACACUACUGAAGUAUGUGUGUGUGUGUGUGUGUGUGUGUGAGAGAGAGACAGAGAGAGGGAGAGUGUGUGUGUGUGUGUGUCUCCCCCUGAGAGAGACAGAUAGGCCACGGCUGUAAGAACACAGACCUGUGGCUCCGUCCCAGCUGCUCAGAGCUUCGAUUCAUAUUUCAUGACCUUGUGCGACUUUUCCCUGCUUUGUUCCGCUAUAAAUCCAAAUGGGACACUUUUUUCUGUCACAGAAUUUGAAUAAAAUAAAAAAAGAAAAAUCAUCUGCAUUCAUGCAGGUAGAGGAAUCAACAAUAUUUGUUGCUGGGGUCGCCCGUUGUUCAUGCUUGACAUUCUGGUGCGAGGACGAGAUCAGAGCUGAGGACCAUUAGGGAGAUUUAGAGGCCUGCUACUGCUAACAAGAUGGCUCUCUGUGUCUUGUUCAGUGUAAACAGGGCACAUUUAUUUUUUUUCGUAAGUUCAUUUUCUUCUCCUUUUUUUUUUUUUUUUGCCUUGAGCCAUGUGCUGGGUUCUCCUCCCACUCCCUCAUGUCACCCUGUGGCCAGUGUGCUGGUUCUGUCUGUCCCUUCGUCUACAGCUGUUCCUGUCCUUCCUUCUUCUCUUCCUUGUGAUGUUUUUUUUUAAUAAAAAAAAGAAAAAAAACACGGGUAAAGGCAUCACCAUCUGUCAGCCAGCUGGCAUCCUGUAUAUAAUCUACCAGAAAAAAAAAGAAUAAACAUGAAAAUUAUAUUACACAAAAACCAGACGGAAACGACCUCCAAAUCCUGCAUAGGCUGCUGCCGAAACGACAGAUCAUUUUACUGUUUUAAUUAACAGAGUAAAAAGGAUGGUAUAAAAAAGUGGUGGGGAAAUAAACUGAGAUGUAUUUCUACUGCUGGGAAAGUGUAAUAUGAAAGCCUCCUGCUUACUGCAGCGUAGUGGAUAAACAGAGCAACAUUUUAGACUUUGUAAAAUAUAUUGCACUUUUGGACUAAAAGCCAUCUCCCGUUAGCGUUCAAUUUGGCUGGAUUCAUGAGACAUUUUAUAUGAAAAGUAGACAAUGAAGCAAUUUUUUAAAAAGUCUCUACUUGAAUUUGUUGCCCUCAGCACUACUAUUCAUUCUUGUCGUAUUGCUUAUUUCCACUUGGAUACAGUGCUGUUCAUCUUCAUUGUGCUAUAUUUAUGUUUCUUCUCUUCUGUUUCUGCAUGUCUUAUGCAAAGAUUGAGCUUUUCACUCAGUGAAAUAAAAACGUACUGAACGACUUUA
Messenger RNA from Dicentrarchus labrax (European seabass), 10261 nucleotides. RefSeq names its product castor zinc finger 1 (gene casz1). NCBI's taxonomy places the organism in Eukaryota, Metazoa, Chordata, Actinopteri, Moronidae. The record is from RefSeq and is a predicted model, not a curated record. Gene Ontology annotation, molecular function: RNA polymerase II transcription regulatory region sequence-specific DNA binding; DNA-binding transcription factor activity, RNA polymerase II-specific. The transcript has 19 exons. Bases 420 to 6479 code for a protein of 2019 amino acids. Gene Ontology annotation, cellular component: nucleus. Gene Ontology annotation, biological process: positive regulation of transcription by RNA polymerase II; regulation of neuron differentiation.